This is a messenger RNA of Alternaria alternata, 2433 nucleotides long. Its product is annotated as glucosidase I. Gene Ontology annotation, molecular function: Glc3Man9GlcNAc2 oligosaccharide glucosidase activity. Gene Ontology annotation, cellular component: endoplasmic reticulum membrane. The transcript is spliced from 3 exons. Bases 1 to 2433 code for a protein of 810 amino acids. NCBI's taxonomy places the organism in Eukaryota, Fungi, Ascomycota, Dothideomycetes, Pleosporales, Pleosporaceae. The record is from RefSeq and is a predicted model, not a curated record. Gene Ontology annotation, biological process: oligosaccharide metabolic process; protein N-linked glycosylation.
AUGACGCGCGAAUCUCGGCAUGGCACCCUUUGGAAAGGGCUGACGUGCCUUUUCGCCCUCCAAUUGCCUUUUGCAGGUGCGCAGGUCGCAGAGGUUGAGAAGGCAACCAAUGCGAGCUUGCUCUGGGGACCCUACCGCCCCAACCUCUACUUUGGCGUCCGGCCACGCAUACCAAAGAGUCUGAUGGGCGGGUUGAUGUGGACGCGGGUUGAGGAUUACCAAAGCGUGCAGCACAACUUCAGACACACUUGCGAACAGCACGAGCUCGAUGGCUACGGUUGGGACGAAUACGACGUACGCAGCGGCGGCCGACAAACUAUCCACGAUCCCGCCAACAAGAUCGACAUCACCACCGAUUUCAUCAAGUUUCCCGGUGGAGAGCACGGCGGUAGCUGGGGUGCGAGGAUCAAGGGUACACCGCGAGAAGAUGCUGGCCCCAACCUGCGAACGACCAUCGUUUGGUACAACACGCUCGAGGGCUUCGGAAACUUGGAAGUCGCAGGUGCGGACCCAUCCGAGCCUGGCAUGGAGGGCGAUGUGAUUUUGAAGGGGCAGACUAAAGAACUGGGCGAGUUUGAGCUCACGGUCACGGAUGGCAAGGGCAAGCACCCUGUUCAUGAACACCCCAGCUACGACGAGAAGCCGUUGGAUCGGACACUCGUGCACAGCGGACAGGUACCAGAGGAAGCCGUAUGGCAAGUCAAGGCCAUGAUGUUCGCACACAUGAAGGGCCAGAUCGACGUCUUGGUCCCCAAGUACGGCGAGCAGAACCCACCACCGCCAGAGCAGGUCUACACAAUCCAGCAUCUACCCGGUAAGGGCAACAUGCACCUGGUGCAGAAGGUCUUUGAAGGUGCCUUUGAGUUCGACGUCAUCUUCUCGUCUGGGUCCGUGCCGGAGAAGAUCACGUCGGAGCAUCUUACGCAGCAGAUCGAUUCCGUCACGUCAGGCUUCUCGGCUCGCUUCACGGACAUCUUCAAGCCUCAGCCACCUUUCGUAAAGGAACGCUACGAGGAAUUUGGCAAGUCGCUAUUUUCGAACCUCAUUGGUGGCAUCGGCUACUUCUUCGGUGACUCCCGUGUCGAUCGAUCCUACGACCCUGCGUACGAGGAAGAUAGCGAAGGCUUUUGGGAGGAGGCUGCCGAAGCGCGAAGCAGGAACCAAGCCCAGCUCGAAGGACCGUCUGAGUUGUUUACCGCCAUUCCAUCGCGACCCUUCUUCCCCCGCGGUUUCCUGUGGGAUGAGGGUUUCCAUCUCCUCCCCGUCAUCGACUGGGAUGCCGAUCUCACUCUCGAUAUCAUCAAGAGUUGGUUCAGCCUCAUGGACGAAGAUGGCUGGAUCGGUCGCGAACAGAUUCUCGGCCCCGAGGCCCGCAGCAAAGUACCAGAGGAGUUUCAAGUCCAGUACCCUCACUAUGCCAACCCACCAACACUGUUCAUGGUCAUCACGUCCUUCCUCGACAAACUAGACGCCAUCAAGACCGACACCAGUAGCGAGAAGCUGCAACAAGAAAAGUCCUACUCGAUGCAGCUCUCGAACCGCGAAGCCGCCCUUGAGUACCUCCGCUCGCUCUACCCCUUGCUCAAGCGCAACUACUUCUGGUACCGCAAGACCCAGGCCGGCGACAUCAAGAGCUACGACCGCGAAGCCUUCUCCACCAAGGAAGGCUACCGUUGGCGCGGGCGCACACCUUCGCACAUUCUCACCUCUGGUCUCGACGACUACCCUCGCGCGCAGCCACCACACCCUGGUGAGCUGCACGUCGACCUGAUCAGCUGGAUGGGCAUGAUGACGCGCGCAAUCAAGCGCAUUGCAAUCUACCUCGACGAACAAGAUGACGCGGCCGAGUUUGCGCGCUACGACGAAGCUAUUGUCCGCAACAUUGAUGACUUGCACUGGAGUAAAAAGGACAAGGCGUACUGUGACGCCACCAUUGAUGACUAUGAGGAACACUCGCUUGUUUGCCACAAGGGCUAUAUCUCGCUGUUUCCCUUUUUGACGGGCCUUGUGGAUAAAGGGAGUGAGAAGCUGGGCCAUGUGCUUGAUUUGAUCGAGGACGAGGAGGAGCUGUGGAGUCCGUUUGGUAUUAGGAGUUUGAGCAAGAGCGAUGAGUUUUAUCAUACGGCGGAGGAUUACUGGCGGGGUCCGGUGUGGAUGCCGAUUAAUUAUUUGGCUGUCAAGCAGUUACUUAACGUCGCGACUCAAUCCGGUCCCCACCGUGCUCGCGCAACCAAAAUCUACACGGAACUUCGCAAUAACUUGGUCAAUACUGUUUAUGAGAGUUGGAAGGAGACGGGCUUUGCGUGGGAACAAUAUAACCCCGAGACGGGUAAAGGGCAGCGCACGCAGCAUUUUACGGGCUGGACGAGUUUGGUGGUCAAGAUUAUGGCUAUGCCGGAUCUGAGUGGUCAGAGCGGGCAUGAUGAACUCUAG